Molecule: messenger RNA, 1455 nt
Organism: Mucor mucedo
Lineage: Eukaryota; Fungi; Mucoromycota; Mucoromycetes; Mucorales; Mucoraceae
Exons: 2
Coding region: 111-1229 (372 amino acids)
Source: RefSeq, a predicted model, not a curated record
UUUUUCUCUCUUUCUUUUUCUCUUUUUUUUUUUUUUUUUUUUAGAUACAAGAAAUUCGCAUUUUUUUUCUUCCCCUGAGCUCAACCAACAUUCCUUUUGAAUGCGCUUUGAUGAACUCUCUCCUUGUUCUUUUCAUCGUUUCCAUGUUUGCCAAGCUCUCGCUUGCCUCUGAUCAUCAUGCCACAAUACUGUGUACAAAUGUUUCUUGCACCAAUACACACCACCAUCAUCAUUAUCAUCGGAUGACAAGAACGCACUGCUGGAAUAUAACUCAAAGUAUACCCACUGCUACAUACAAUACAACACUUGCCACCACUUGCACUACCACGGUGGUGAUACCCACACCGCUCCAUACACCCACAAACAAUCGUUCUCAAUCACGGGCACUUUCUAGAUCCCUCUCAUCACUCUCUAAAUCCAAGUCCAAGUCUAAAUCCAAGUCUAGCUCACUGCACUCAAAAUCUGUCUCGAAAUCGAAAUCAAUGCACUCCAAAUCCGUCUCCAAGUCCAAGUCCGCACGUUCCAAAUCCGUCUCGAAAUCCAAGUCGGUACACUCAAAGUGGAGGUCACAACAAUCUGUCUCACACUCCCGAGCACAAUCCAGAUCACGUUUAGAAGCAGCAGCAGCAGCUGCUACAGCAGCAACAGCAACGUCAACAGUGACAGCAACGAGUGCUACUCCGACCAUAGCAACAACAACAGAGGAGGAGGAGGAGGAGGAGGAUAUAGCCACGCAGACAUCCGAAAAUGCAACAACAGAAUCAGAGACGGCAACCGAUCCAGCCACGGUCACAACCACAGCGACCGAGGCUCCCAACAGUACGACCGAGGCUUUGACGAGUAGUACAUCAAGUACAAAGACAAGCGAGACGACGGGGAUUUUUGCCUCUCCGACCGACAACGGUGUGAGCGAAGGUACGGGCACACCUUGGGACGAAGUCAUGGAUGCAACCGAUGCAUCUGUGACAAGUAACAAUAAGGCACUGGGCAUUGGCUUGGGUGUAGGGAUUGGAUGUAUUGCUGCGUUGGGUUUAGCAGGUUUAUUUAUGCAUAACCGUAAAAAGAAAGGACAGGAAGUCAUUCAAGUUGAUGUGCCUGCUACACGAUGGCGACCACAAAGUUUUAUGGGCGUGGUAGCAUCCGUCGUGUCACGAUUACCUCGGUCUCCUUCACAACGAAGUAAAGCGUCAGGUGAUAUCUUGACACAAGCAGAAACUUCAAGACCAUAAAAGGGAAAUUUUAUUCUCUCUCUCUCUCUCCCUUUUUUUUCCUUCCUCCCCCCCCCCCCUUUUCAAUAAAAACCCUGUUUGUUCAAUUCAUACUCCCCCUUCCUUUUUUUUUUUUUUUGAUGAACAUUUAGAAAGAGGAGUUUUACACACACACACACACCCCUCUCUGAAAUUAAAAUGUGUAUCUGCAACACGUGUCAAAUCAACCAAUUCUGUAAAAAAAAAA